Molecule: messenger RNA, 501 nt
Organism: Rhodofomes roseus
Lineage: Eukaryota; Fungi; Basidiomycota; Agaricomycetes; Polyporales; Fomitopsidaceae
Exons: 2
Coding region: 1-501 (166 amino acids)
Source: RefSeq, a predicted model, not a curated record
AUGUCUGAGGAGGAGCGGCAAGUGCGCCGGCGCGCACAGCUGCAUCAAAUCCUGCAUGAUCCAACGAUCAAGAGCAUUCACCUGCACUCCCCCGCACCCGUCAUCCCUCCGCCUCCCACGCCGACGCGGUUGAAUACGGUCCACUGGGCGAGCGAGGCCGCCAAGGCUACUGAGGGCGCGCGCACGGCGAGCAUCCACACGGCAUCUUCGUCAUCCCAUGCCCAGCCCUCGGCGUACGCGUACGCGCCGCCGACGUCGCCCUCUGUGCCGUACGCGGCCCCGCGGAUGCGCCCGCAUCAGGUGCGCACGACGUCGACGGACAGCCUGAAGACGAUGAAGAUAUUAGCGAGUGCGUCGAACCUGACGAGGAUGUUCCUCCAGCCUUCCACCUCUCCCUGGUAUGGCUACAUGAACGGUUGUCACGACCCCGGCCUCGUCCCUCUGCAGCACUUCUGGCAGUGCGAGUGUCCCGGCCCUUCAUCCGUAUCACAGCACCUCUAG